UUAGAUCCCCAGUUCCCCACUGAUCCUCACAAAACAUUUUGCAAAUAUUUUUAUUCUGGUCUACAUUUUUUCUUAAUAUAUUCACAUGCAAUUCAUUUUUUUUUUUCAAAAUUGUGCUCUAGCAGAGUGAAUUACAUAAAUUUCUAAAUUUAUUAAAUUUUUACAAACAACAGAAAAAUGUAAAAUUCGAGGUUUUUGUGUCAACAAGUCUCCAAUCGUUCUUCUAAGAUAAAAAUUUGGACAUAAAAUUUGUCAAAAAAGGAAAACAAAAUGAAGAUUUUGAAUAUUUUGAAGACUAUUCGAAACAACUGGAAGAAGAGCACCGUGGCCGCUUGCCUGGUGGCCUACGGAGUUGAUUAUGCGAGGGAGAGGCAGCGUGUCCAGGACAUGAUGAGGGUCUUUUGCAGAGACGCAGUGGCCCUUGGCCAGCAGUCGUCCUCGGCCUCUCGCAGAGUCACCGUCAUCCUCAACCCUGCCGCCAACGGAAGAAAAGCGGCAAAAGACUUUGAAAAGUACUGCGCCCCACUGCUGCAUCUGGCUGGGCUGACAGUGAGUGUGGUGCACUCGGACAAUGAGGGCCAGAUCAAGGGUCUGCUGGACGUGAUGGACAACACCGACUGUGUGGUGGUGGCUGGUGGCGACGGUUCGCUCUCAGAAGCGGUCACUGGUCUUCUGCGCCGGCCUGACGCUUCCUCGGCUGCCCAGCGAUUGCCCAUCGGCGUUGUCCCCCUCGGUGCCACCAACCAGGUGGCUCGGUCCAUCUUUGGCACAAACUACCCUGCCAGGGAGGACUUCAUUGCAGACGCCACCAACAGCAUCCUCCAAAACAACACCAAGAAAAUUGAUGUCAUGCGCAUCCAACCCAAGAGUGAAAGCGGUGAAGGGAAGCCGGUGUUUGCGUUGGGUGAGGUGCAGUGGGGCGCCUACAGGGACGCUUAUGUGCGCAGAAACAGGUACUGGCUGUACGGCCCUUGGCGGAGCUACGCCUCGAUGGUGUUUUCCUGGCCAAAGCAGGAGCUUGGCUGGGAGUGCAAGGCGCGCGUCAAGUAUGUCAAACCGUGCGCCGGGUGCAGCAAGUGCGGCGCCCAACACCUGGUAGCCCCCCAGCAGGAGCCACCAGCCAAUCGACGAUGGUGGCACUCCUUCUCUGUUAAGCCGGCGACCACCAUUGAGAAAAGGGCAGAUUACAGCAAGGUGAUCAACGAGGAGUGUGGCAUGGAGCACGAGGUUGAGAUCAAUGUUGUCGACCUAAGCAUUGCCACCCCCAACGCAACCCCCACCUUCCAAAGCUCCGAAUCGGCACUUCAGGUUGCAAUAGGACCUAAAGAAGUGGGUUUCACUGACUUUGUGAAGGAGGGUUGGAGCAGACUGCAGGGAAACCCUCCUACGUUCAAUGAGGUCUUCUUGGCAAGGGAGCUUUGGUUCAAACCAGAAAUCAAAGACAAAGAAGCAACAGAAGAGAAAAAAGAGGAGGAGGUGAAGACAGAGACGUACAUGAGGUGGUUGUCAAUUGACCACGAGAACUACGAACUGAACCCGAUGCACAUCACUCUGCAGCCGAAUCGACUCAAUAUUUUCUGCCCCACAAGAACUUCCACUGUCCCAGCCUAAAAUGAUUUUCUGUGAUGCGUUGAAAUGAUUAAAGAGACAGUUUAACAAAA
This is a messenger RNA of Neocloeon triangulifer, 1661 nucleotides long. RefSeq names its product acylglycerol kinase, mitochondrial (gene Mulk). Gene Ontology annotation, cellular component: TIM22 mitochondrial import inner membrane insertion complex; mitochondrion. The coding region runs from base 271 to 1611 and encodes 446 amino acids. The transcript is spliced from 7 exons. Gene Ontology annotation, molecular function: ceramide kinase activity; acylglycerol kinase activity; ATP-dependent diacylglycerol kinase activity. The record is from RefSeq and is a predicted model, not a curated record. Gene Ontology annotation, biological process: ceramide biosynthetic process; protein insertion into mitochondrial inner membrane. Lineage: Eukaryota; Metazoa; Arthropoda; Insecta; Ephemeroptera; Baetidae.